Messenger RNA from Clavispora lusitaniae ATCC 42720, 963 nucleotides. RefSeq lists its product as uncharacterized. Gene Ontology annotation, biological process: translational initiation. The record is from RefSeq and is a predicted model, not a curated record. Lineage: Eukaryota; Fungi; Ascomycota; Pichiomycetes; Serinales; Metschnikowiaceae. Gene Ontology annotation, cellular component: eukaryotic translation initiation factor 3 complex, eIF3m. Gene Ontology annotation, molecular function: metallopeptidase activity; translation initiation factor activity; translation initiation factor binding.
AUGGCUGACACUUACAUGCAUUUGAUCCGUCCUACGGUGACUGCUCCUGCUGCACCUUCUGCUGCAAGCCCUGUCGGAGUUAAAAUCCAUAACUCUGCUCUUUUCCUGGUUUUGGAAAUUGUUUCCAAACAGGUUCUCGAAGAGAACAAAAGAAUCAUUGGAACUUUGCUUGGUGUUAGAUCAGACGACGGCUCAAGUGUGGAAAUCAAAGAUGCAUUCAUGGUUCCUUGUCAAGACACUGGCGACUCUAUUGUCAUCGAAGAGCACACACACAAAACUUUGUACCAGUUAUACAAGAAGGCCCACCCAAAGGAGUUUGUUUUGGGCUGGUUCGACUCUGCCAAGGAAAUCGACGGAUCCACAGGCUUGAUCCAUGAUUUCUACUCCAAAGGUGCUGACAGGGCAUACCCAUUUCCAGCUAUCUACUUGAACGUGAACUUUUUGAACGGAAACCAAGUUGGUUUGCCAAAGUUGACCACAUAUAUUGGAGCUGCUAUCGGUAAGGCUGCGUCCGUGCAAAAAAUGGGAUGGAAAACUGCAAACACAAACCUGUACAUUUUCUCUCCGGUUCCACAUAGUGUUGUUUCUAGCACUGUUUCCGAAAAAUUGGCGUUGAACAAAAUCAGUGAAACGCCUUCGACGAAAAACAACGUUGUGGAGUUUGAGCACGAACACUUGCAAACCUUGUCCAAGGAGAUCAGCAGCGUUACUCGCAACAUUGAUCUUAUGUUGGAGCACCUCAGCAAAACCAGCAACUCGGACCAAGAUUUGGACUUGUUGAGAACUUUGAGCAAUACCUUAUUGAAUAGACCUACAAUUUUGGCAGACUUGGAUGCAUUGAAGAACCACUUCCAGUCCCACAACCAGGAUGUGAUUAUGAUUGAAUUCUUGACCAGAGCAGUCAAGGAACAAAUUGAGUUGAGUGCUCGUUUGUCUGCGGAGGCAGAGAAGAAAAUCGCCUAG